Molecule: messenger RNA, 885 nt
Organism: Cooperia oncophora
Lineage: Eukaryota; Metazoa; Nematoda; Chromadorea; Rhabditida; Trichostrongylidae
Source: the annotation of a GenBank genome assembly
AUGUUGGUUCGUAUACCGGAAAACGUUGUGUUCCCGAAUCUCAUCCAACAAGAUAACGAUGACGAAUUAUCUGAUAUUGACAAUGAACCACCUCGUCGUGGGAUCUUUAGAUAUGGCAGAAAGAUCGCUGACAUUAUGUUUUCAGAGACUGCCCUAAAGAUUCACCUAUUCACAUAUUGGUUAUUUUGUUUAUUCGGUAUGAUAGAAGAGCAACCUCACAGUUUACAAGUGAUCAAAGUAAUGUUGGUUGCGAUGGCGAUCAUUUUUGCCCUACUCGCUACUGUAACAAAAGCCGUCUGUCUAUUUUAUCCAUUUCUAUUCGUAAUUAUUUUCGAAUUCUCAAAGCAUGUAAUAAUCUUCUUUCUCGUUGCACUCAAACUCACCUAUCCUGAGAAAUAUGUGGCAAUAAUUCAUAUACAAGGCCUCACUAGACUACGGAAGUUAACAAAAGGCAACCGCUCAGAGGAUGAGCUUUACUAUAUAUGGUGUGGAUUUUGUGUAGUUUAUUUUGUACUAGUUGCACUAACCAUAGUUCGAAAUAUAAUGGACUAUCAAUUGAGAGAACGCUUAAGGCGUCAGCAUCAGAACGCCUAUCAACCGCACAUCCUGCCGCCCGUCCAUCGGCGAAGAUUAGUGCUUCCAAGGGAUCAAGAAGUUGGAAAUUUGAACCACGACGAUCCACCACCAUACUCGUCUGCCAUAAGACCCGGGAGCAUACUCGAAACAGCAAAAGAAGAAACAGAUCCUCCUCGAUACUCGCAACUUGAACUUCCAGUUGAUCGCACAGUAAGCUCACAAUCGUGUCUCAGUGAAAAAUCUGCUGAAGAGACUGAGACAGCACCAUUCAACAGUACGAGAACUUCUCCACGUAACAAACGAAGUUAA